GAGCGGGAGGGCGGAGCCCGAAGCAGGGAGCGCAGCUGCGGGUGUGUGGCGACACUAGAAACAUCGGAGCCGGCGCUCGGAGCCGCGCGGCCGGAGCUGGGAGCCCAGACAAAGGCGACGAUAGGGCCGGUUUUGAGUGAAACGGGAAAACUAAAUGAGAAGAAAUCUCCCAGGAACAACUUGUACUGCUACAGAGUCUGCAGUCACCUGUGUGUGUCUUAUGGAAUAGUCUACACUCAGAGAUAACUAAAUAAGUGGCCCCGUUGAUGAGUGACCUGCUCCAGGCUCUGGAUCAAAGUGGUUCUUUUCCUCCCCAUUGACUUGGAACCGAGUCUCUGUAGAGAAGCAGAGAAAAGAAACAAUCAGAUUUUCCUUUUAAUCGACUUGAGACAUUAACUCCAAGGACAGAGACCCAGUGAAAUAAAAUUAUUUUGACGGCCACUCCUCACUUUGAGGGCGAACGUUGUGGAGCUCCUGCCUGGAGACUUGGAGCCUUUGCCGGAGUGUGCUCGGGCCCUGGACUGAAAGCAUGAGUGAGUUCUGGCUGUGUUUCAACUGCUGUAUUGCGGAGCAGCCUCAGCCUAAAAGGCGACGACGGAUUGACCGAAGUAUGAUUGGAGAGCCAACCAACUUUGUGCACACAGCUCAUGUGGGAUCCGGAGACCUGUUCAGUGGGAUGAACUCAGUCAGCUCCAUUCAGAACCAAAUGCAGUCCAAGGGAGGCUAUGGAGGCGGCAUGCCUGCCAGCAUGCAGAUGCAGCUCGUGGACACAAAGGCAGGAUAGCCCUGGUCCAUCACCUGUCAGAAUUUUUGUCUUUUCUCUGUCCACAGUUCUAUAAUAUUUUUGUCUUGUGAUUGGAUUUCUUUUAUUUUAAUUAUAAAAAAGAAGUGUGGCGGCAACCUGUUCACCCCUGUGAUCUCCAGCAAGACGUUCCUGCUCCGAAGAAGGCAGCGUCAGUCCGACCUGCCUUGCCGUCAGUGGCAUGCAUGCCUGGGACUCUGAUGAGAGUUCUUUGGAUCGUAGCUGAAUUUUCAAUGUUUAAUCGACAUGGAUUGGAUCUUAGCAUGGUCUUUUGUGACUGCUAGCACUGUUUUGUAAUUUUUUCCUUUUAAACCUUUCAUUGCGCCUCCAGCCCCUCUGCCUUAUGAUUUUGCUGGUGAGCAGAGACCUGUCGUCACUGCCACCGUGGAUGUAUAUUUUGAAGGUGUGAGACCCACAAGCACAAUAGUCCUUUGCAUCUGUUGGAAACUUGAGCUCGUGUCUGCAAACUCAAGGUGCUGCUCAGAGGGGACCCCCUUGGGAUGCCAGACACUGGCGGCCUGAGCUGCUGCGGCCUGAGGAUGCUGCUCUCCUGGAGGAUGCUCUUUACAGAUAAUCAAAGUCGGGGUCUGGUCUGAUUAGAGCAGUGACAGAAAGCCUGUGUUCCAGGGGCAGUCGCGUGGCUGUAAAUGUUCAGGGUAUUUAUUUUGAGAGUAAGGACCUGUGAUUGUGAGCAGAUAGUUCCGUAUCUACGUGUCGUGGUGAAGCCCAUCCAGCUUCUCGGCAUCUUCAUCCUGUUAGCUCUUCACUCUGUGUACUGUCUCUGUUUUCUGUUUAAACUCAGCCUCUGCUACCAGCUUUGACCGCAGAGCCCUUGGCCUUCUGGUGUUCCACUGCUACGGAGGCCAUGGCAGCUUCCAACAGCACCUGCUGCCUGCCCGGCUGAUUCCCUGACAGCGAAGACUUUGUGUGGUUAGCGAGAGGCCUUUGCUCAGGGCCCGUUCUGUUCCUCUUCCCAGCUGGGCCCUGUGGUCCACGUCACUGUCUAACUGCCUGUGAUUGCUUAGCAUUCGUGCAGAGGAUGAGCAUGACUGAAAUCAGUGCCGGAGGCAGUUAGGUCCUUGUCUAGAGAAACUGUGAUCAUUUCUGCCUUCUGCCUCCAUCUGUCCCUGUCCAGCACUGCUCCUGUCCUGAGAUGCUGACUGGAGAGCCAGUAGGCCAAUGCAGGCAAAGCUGAAAGCAUUUCUCCUCCAUUUCUUCUGAACUUAAUUUACCAGUAGGGUGGAACACUGGAUGACCUGAUCCUUUGACUUUGCAAUUCUUCCCGUUCAUAGGUGUCAAUCCCGAGCACAGAGUCUGUCAAGGAGAAACGUUGAAUUCACCAUUGUCUUUAAUUCACCAUGUGGACACUGCACUCUUGAGUUUUUCAUUCCACUUAGCCAGGGUGAGGUUCCUGCCAGGGCACUGCUGUGUGCAAACUUUCUGUAUGACAGACAGGGAUUUCUUGGCAUCUUCAGCACUGAUGGAUGGGACAGCACAGGGAGCCAUUGUCCCUCCCCCAUCACUCUGCUGCUCCAAGGCCAGUCCUUAAUAAGCCAAAGGAGCCUGUGAUGGUCCUGCAGCUGCCUCGGACCUCUUCUCAGCACAGUGAGACACUGUACACAGUGCACCGGCCUGGUGCCCUGGAAGGUUCCAGUGAAGUCAAGAAAAAAUGUACAGAGUAACUAACCUUGUACAUGAUAGUCUUUAUGGAGGCUGAAGGAUGCUGGCAGGGAGGCAGGGAGGCAAACUUCCCACCUCCCUACAUGGGAUUGUAAACCUUGGGAACUCGUUUGUUCCUUCAUAGUAACACAUCUCAUUUUUAAAUUGGAGCUAAUAGGAUUUUGUACCCAGAAUUUAUUAUAUUGUUAAUACUUUUCUGAAACACACGGUAACAACUAGUCAGAAAGAGAAACAGCAGGUUGUACCACAUGGAUUCUGGUAGCAACGUGUGCUGGGCGCAGCUUCUCCAGUGGGCCUGGGAAGCUUUGCCCAUUAGCUUCCCUGUGGUUAAAUAGAGCUGUUGGUGUAGAGCGACUUGCCUUGAUCUGUUCAGUGACUUCUGCUUGGCACCGGAAGAGAAGACGGACGUAUUUUUAUAAUAUAAGCAUACUUUUUUUGUACAUUGUGUUCAUUCUUGAAUAAAGUGAGCUCACUGUUGGCUUGUAGAUAUUAAAAAGAAAGUAUUGAUUUUGAUUCAAUAAAUGUUUUCUUUUA
Messenger RNA from Peromyscus maniculatus bairdii (prairie deer mouse), 3016 nucleotides. It is a transcript of the gene Cdc42se2, whose product is annotated as CDC42 small effector 2. Gene Ontology annotation, biological process: regulation of Rho protein signal transduction. Gene Ontology annotation, molecular function: small GTPase binding. The record is from RefSeq and is a predicted model, not a curated record. NCBI's taxonomy places the organism in Eukaryota, Metazoa, Chordata, Mammalia, Rodentia, Cricetidae. Gene Ontology annotation, cellular component: plasma membrane.